GCGAACAAAUCUUCCUUCUAUCCCCAAAUGGAAAAAGCUAUUACAGAAUAAAGUGGCGGUCUGAAAGCGAUUCCUCUGUACAACUCAAUAACCAAAAGAAGAGUUUUUGGGUCCAAAACUGAUCACCAGUGAAGCUCGUCAUCGCUGGUUAUUUUAUCACGUGUUCAUUUCUUCUGCGUUCCAAGUUUCCUACAUUGUCUCUAAUCUAAAAAGGUGAAUAUAGCAUAUAGAAGUAUGGGUAGUCCCCAGCAGCCUAAGAGAAGAGUGGCAUUUGUGCUGAUUGAUGGGUUGGGCGAUGUGUCCCUGCCAAGGUUUGGACUCAAGACUCCUCUACAAGCAGCCAAAGUACCCAAUUUGGAUGCCGUCGCAUCUGCUGGAGUAAAUGGUCUUAUGGACCCUGUUGAGGUAGGCUUGGGUUGCGGAAGUGACACAGCUCACCUCUCUUUAUUGGGUUAUGACCCAAGAGUGUAUUACCGUGGUCGAGGUGCAUUUGAGUCCAUGGGUGCUGGUUUGGAAAUGUCACCUGGUGAUAUUGCAUUUAAGUCAAAUUUUGCAACCUUGGAUGAGAAAACUGGAGUAGUCACAAGUAGGAGGGCUGACAGGCACUUUGAAGAAGAAGGACCCAUACUCUGUGCGGCACUAGAUGGAAUGAAGCUGCCAUCUUUUCCUCAAUAUGAAGUCAGAGUCAGGUAUGCAACAGAACAUAGAUGUGGAGUGGUUGUCAAAGGACCAAGACUAAGUGGAAACAUAUCAGCAACAGACCCGUUAAAGGACAACCGCUUACUUUUGCAAGCUGAAGCUCUAGAUGAUACUGAUGAAGCAAGGCACACAGCUGCUGUUGUUAAUGAGUUAUCUAAGGAAAUGUCACGAAUUCUAAUUGCUCAUCCACUAAAUGCAAAGAGGGUUGCAGAAGGGAAGAACAUAGCAAAUGUUGUCCUUCUACGAGGUUGUGGUAUUCGAAUCGAGGUUCCUUCAUUUGAAAAGAAACAUGGGCUGUGGCCAUGCAUGGUAGCCCCCACCAAAAUUAUAGCUGGCUUGGGCUUAUCACUUGGUAUUGAUAUCCUUGAAGCUCCUGGAGCAACUGGAGACUAUCGAACACUUUUAACUUCCAAAGCAACUGCAAUAACUAAGGCACUCUCAGCUCCUUUGCAGUCUUGCCCCUCUGUUUUUGUACCUGGGGAGGAUGAGCGCAAACCAGGUCGAUCAGAGGGCUAUGAUUUUGGGUUUCUUCACAUCAAGGCAAUAGAUGAUGCAGGUCACGACAAGGCAAGCGUUUUCAAACUCAAAGCACUGGAAGCUGUAGAUCAAGCGAUAGGACAGUUGACCAGGCUCCUCUGGGAGGCAGAAUCAACGGGAAAUUUUCAAUUCUUCCUUUGCAUUACCUCAGACCAUUCUACUCCAGUUGAAUAUGGAGACCACAGCUUUGAACCAGUUCCAUUUGCCAUGUGUCGGUUGAAAGACUUUGUGGGUGCAGUAGGUGGGGAGUCCAUUGUUUUGGGAACUUCUCUUGAUCCAUUUCCUCUUCCAACCAUUAAAGCCGGUGAAGACCUAACAGAUGAUGUGGGAAUUGAACGAGAGAGAAGCAAACAGCUUCAAGCUUUUAAUGGUGAUUCAGUUUGUGAAUUUAAUGAAGUAGCAGCAGCAAGGGGUUGUCUUGGGCGUUUUCCUGGAGGAGAGAUGAUGGGAAUUAUAAAGAAAUUUCUUAAAUUAGAUGCCUGAGCUACGUUGUUGUUAGGUUGGAAGAUUAAUGGUGGUUGAAUAUCACCAGUAGAGUACUCAUAAGGUUUUUCUUUUCGUCUUCUCUUUUUGGAUGACAAAGAGAUGUAAUCUGGUGAUUUCAGUCAUCAAAAUUUUGAAACUUUAAUGACAUUAUUCGGAGAAGAUUAUGCAAUUUGUACAUGCUAUCUAAAUAAGUUGAUCAAAAGUUGCUUCUGG
Corylus avellana is the source of this 1935-nucleotide messenger RNA. RefSeq lists its product as uncharacterized. Gene Ontology annotation, molecular function: metal ion binding; phosphoglycerate mutase activity. NCBI's taxonomy places the organism in Eukaryota, Viridiplantae, Streptophyta, Magnoliopsida, Fagales, Betulaceae. The record is from RefSeq and is a predicted model, not a curated record.